Colias croceus (clouded yellow) is the source of this 3412-nucleotide messenger RNA. Its product is annotated as aromatic-L-amino-acid decarboxylase-like. Gene Ontology annotation, molecular function: aromatic-L-amino-acid decarboxylase activity; pyridoxal phosphate binding. Bases 186 to 1610 code for a protein of 474 amino acids. Lineage: Eukaryota; Metazoa; Arthropoda; Insecta; Lepidoptera; Pieridae. The record is from RefSeq and is a predicted model, not a curated record. Gene Ontology annotation, biological process: amino acid metabolic process; serotonin biosynthetic process; catecholamine metabolic process. The transcript has 6 exons.
GAGGCGGCCGCGGGCGUAGUGCGCGAGAAGUGCUUGGUAGAGCGCACCGUGAUUUACUGCUAUCUGUUAACGGACCUCCUGAAUAAUACAAUAUCCUGCUAUCAACAUCGUAUCCUGUAUCUUAGUAAUUGAUUCAAUAAUUCUUUGUGCUUAUAUCCUAGAGGCCAAUAUAUUAAGGCGAUUCAAUGGAGGCUAAAGAAUUUAAGGAAUUCGCUAAUGCGAUGACUAACUACAUCACAGAAUAUCUGGAAAAUAUCCGAGACAGGCAAGUGGUGCCAUCAGUGAAGCCUGGUUACUUGCGUCCCUUGGUCCCGGAACAAGCGCCCGAAAAGCCGGAGCCAUGGACCGCAGUGAUGGCGGACAUUGAGCGCGUUAUCAUGUCUGGUGUGACGCACUGGCAUUCGCCAAGAUUCCACGCUUAUUUCCCUACUGCCAACUCUUAUCCCGCUAUUGUGGCAGAUAUGCUGAGUGGAGCAAUUGCUUGCAUUGGAUUUACUUGGAUUGCGAGUCCCGCUUGUACGGAACUUGAAGUCGUAAUGUUGGAUUGGCUGGGUCAGAUGCUUGGACUUCCUGAUGAGUUUUUAGCUCGUUCUGGUGGAGAAGGAGGAGGCGUUAUCCAGGGCACAGCCAGCGAGGCAACUCUUGUUGCUUUGCUCGGGGCGAAGUCGAAGACUAUGCAACGAGUCAAAGAAGAACAUCCUGAUUGGACCGACGUAGAAAUAUUGUCCAAGCUCGUUGGAUAUUGCAACAAACAAGCUCAUUCUUCGGUCGAGCGUGCAGGUCUCCUUGGGGGAGUAAAACUGCGAACUUUAUCGCCGGACAGCAAAAGAAGUUUGAGAGGAGAAACCUUGCGUGAAGCCAUAAAGGAAGAUAUGGAAAAAGGCCUUAUUCCAUUCUAUGUUGUAGCUACACUGGGCACGACAUCAUCAUGUGCCUUUGAUAAUCUUGAUGAAAUGGGUGACGUGUGUCAAGAUCUCGGUGUUUGGCUACACGUCGAUGCUGCAUACGCUGGAUCGGCAUUCAUUUGUCCUGAAUAUAGAUACUUAAUGAAGGGAAUCGAAAAAGCUGAUUCCUUCAAUUUCAAUCCUCACAAAUGGAUGUUUGUCAACUUUGAUUGUUCGGCUAUGUGGUUGAAACAGCCGCGCUGGAUCGUAGAUGCUUUCAAUGUUGAUCCGCUAUAUUUAAAACACGAUCAGCAAGGCUCAGCGCCCGAUUAUCGUCAUUGGCAAAUUCCCCUUGGACGUCGUUUUAGAUCUCUCAAGCUCUGGUUCGUGUUGCGACUUUACGGUAUUGAAAAUCUCCAAAAAUUAAUUCGCAAACAUAUUGCAUUGGCGCAUUACUUUGAAGAUAUUUGCAAAGCUGAUGAGCGCUUCGAAGUCGUCGAAGAAGUUAUCAUGGGUCUCGUUUGUUUUAGACUUAAAGGUGAUAAUGAAAUUAAUGAAGCGCUUUUGCGGCGCAUUAAUGGCCGCGGUAAGAUUCACAUGGUGCCAUCUAAAAUUGAUGAUUGUUAUUUCUUAAGGCUUGCUAUAUGUUCACGUUUCACUGAAGAGAAAGACGUUUGUGAGUCUUGGGAAGAGAUCCAGGCUUCAGCUAACGAAGUUUUGCAAUAAAUAUAAAAUUUUAUCAAAGUAUUAAGUACCUACUAAGUUUAGUACUCCGGACUCCGGUACCUACUUAACUAAAAUUUAAAAAAAUAAAAUAUUUAGCAAAUUUUAUCUAGUUACAUAUUGUAUAAAUAUAAGUGUGAUAUUAUAGUAUCUUCAAAUUAUCUAUAAUAUGUCGUGGCCAUAUCGUAGAUUUGCUCAUUUCACGAAAUGAUUGAUCAUUCAUUCAAAGGUCGCAUUUCAUGAUGUGGCCCAAUCACCAAUGUGGCCAACAUAGUUUGACCAGAUCAUUAAAUCGUCAAUGUUUUACGAUUUUGUCAUUCACAUUUGGCCAGAUCGUAUAAAAUAUAUGGCGACUCCAUUAUCCAUAAAAUAUUUUAAAAAUUCAGAAUAUUUAAAGAAUUUGUUUUUUGUCAUUCAUAAUAAUAUGCCGCAAGCCGCGGCAGCAGCCCGCGAGUGCCAGGAUCGAAUCGUUACUUGUAAAAGGAAACAGUUAGGUUAGACGAUAAACAACUUGACAAACUUGUGCGUUACAAGCCGUGCGAGCAAAGUGGGCGUGUCGCGCCAACAGCCGGCGAGUGCCAGAAGCGAAUCGCUUUUUAGAAAAGACAAUUAUACAAUAUAGUAGGAUAUAUAAAUAUAGUUAUAGGAUUUUAGACACAUUUUUUCUUCAAUAUGUAUAAGAUAUCCGCACUAUACUAUGGAAACCCAUACCUACUCGAACUUCUUCGUCGUAAAUUCUUUACUAUGACUUUCUUCAUAUUGUAAUUAAACGAAUUAUGAAGUUUUUAACUGCGAAUAAUAAAAUUUUCACCAGCUGCCGCCAUCUUAUCACAUAAACACCGCGCUUGCAGCGCCUCUACCAAUAAUAAUUAAUGUAACUAUUUUACGAUAAGAUCAAAUAAUUUUGAUCAUUUCAUGAAAACACCGCACGUUUAGUUGGCCAUAUCGAGAAACGAUUUCUUAUUAUUGGUCUGUAUAAACCACAUAAUGGUGUGGCCAAUAGACAUUCAACCAUUGCAUGAAAUGCGACCAUUUCAUGAAAUGAGCAUAUCUACGAUAUGACCACGACAUAUACAUUAUACACAAAUACUUACCUAUUUAAUUUUGUUUGCUAUUUAAUUUUUUUUUACCAUGGUUUUUGUAAUUAGCUUGCCAAUAGAUAAUAUCUAGGUAUAAUUUUACAUUUUGUUGUUAUCAAUUAUUUCCGUACUUCAACUUAUUUAACAAAGUUAAUCUUAAUUUGAACUAACUAGGUAUAUCAUACCUACCUAUUAUCUAAAUCAUUACCAUUGUUCAAAGUUCCUUUGUUUAUAUCAAUAGUGUUCUUUUGUAAAGUUAUCACCAUGUUAUCACUAGUGUUAAAUACACAACAUUUUUGUUAUGCCACCAAAUUACUUAUUUGUGUAAACCACAGAACAUAUUAUAAACUUAAAUUAUAAAGAACAUAUAAAGAGGUGUAAAUUACUGUACCUACGUUUUUCGUUAUGAAAUAUGAACAUGGCACCUAAAUAAUCUCCUUGUAACACGCGAAAUUAUUAAUUUCACGUGUGAAUACUACCUACAUAUUACAUAUUAUAACCAUUAGAAAUGUGAAUUACUUAUAAGUAUAUAUUAUAUUAACCAACAUUACUAGUACAAAAAUGUCAUUCUCGCAUCGAAUAUCUGCGCUAUUUGUGUAAACAUAUUAUAUAAUUAUUAAUUAUCAUAUUAGAAUGUAGUGAUUAAGGUAGUGAUGUUUAAUAAUGUAGAACAAUAAUAUUUUGUGUUCAAAUUAUUCAAGAUGUGAAAUAAAUGUUGAAAAACAA